Molecule: messenger RNA, 6293 nt
Organism: Crotalus tigris (Tiger rattlesnake)
Lineage: Eukaryota; Metazoa; Chordata; Lepidosauria; Squamata; Viperidae
Product: armadillo repeat-containing protein 12-like
Exons: 7
Coding region: 1944-3191 (415 amino acids)
Cellular component (GO): nucleus
Source: RefSeq, a predicted model, not a curated record
UAAGUGGGAAAAAUGGUCAUAAGCCACUUUUUUCAGUGCUGUUGUAACUUUGAAUGGUCACUAAACAAACUAUUAUAAGUCGAGGACUACCUGUACUUUCUGCCCACCAUUUUUUUCAGAACAUACAAAAAUAUGGCACUUUCAUUUGCCAAAGAACAGCUGAAGACACUCUUGCCCUUUGGAAUCUUUUUUGAAAGGGUUUUGAUGCCUUGAGCUACAUCCGUCAUCCCCACCAGCAGGAAUGGAAGCAAAACACAGUUGUCCUGAGGAAUGCUUCAGGCUAGAGAUUACCUUUUCUGACUUAUAUGGGAACUCAAUGUGAAAGCAUGAGUUUAAAUCAGGUCAGAACUAAAGGAACAAGGUAUUAGCCAAUCUCAACCCAUCUCAAAUUACUCGGGGCUGCUGAAAUUCCUAUGCAUGAGUUUACUUGGACUUUAAAAUGGAUCUUUACUUACAGACUUUCCAAUGACUCCUAAGAAAGAGGCGCUUGCCUCUUACUGGAUGUGGAUAAAUAUGACCUCACAAAUUUGUGGUAUCUGUGAAGCUUUAAAAAAAAAUCUUUGUGGCAAACUGCUUGCAAAUUCAUGCAUAGGAAUUUCAAGGCUUUGGACAAAAUCCUCGCCAGCAUAAAUUGCUCAUCGUUGCCCCUGGCAGGGUGUCUGUGCAGAUGACCCAAAAAGUCAAGAUGUAGCCACAGCCGUAUGAUCAAAGCCUUUACCUUUUUUACAUGCAUUGAGAAGAGGGGAGUGUUUCAACUGCAUGAUUAUGAGCACCAUCUUGACAUUUUUGACUGCUCUCCUGGCAGAUACCUGGGGCCCAUGGUAUACCUCCUAAAAGGCAAACUAAGAAUGCAGAAACAGUGAGCUGUUGAAAUGAUGGCAAGAUCUGGAUCAUUUCUAUUUCAAACCAUGGAAACAUGCUUCCCUUUUCUCUAUUUGUCCUCUUCCCAAAAAUCACCUUAUUUUUACACUGCGAAGCCUCAAUUUUUUUUUAAAAAAAUGAACCACUUGAAAAACAUACAUAACUUAUUAUACUAAUUUUCAUUCCUGCAACAUCAUGGAGACCAGUGCUGAACAAUCAUGGGCUAGAACUUUGUUGAUUAGCUUAUUUGAUAGUCUAGUCUGGUUGAAACAGCCUCAGUUUCCAUCAUCAGAAAAUUGUUUAUAAUCAAGUGAAAUACUAGUUAACUUCAACUAUUCUUCAACUACUGGUACACCACAGUUUGUAAGUUUUUUUUUUCCAGUAAGAUUACAUUUCCUAGGUAGUGUUGUAAAAAAGAUGUUCACUUUAGUUUGUGGUUAAGAACUCCUUAAAAUAUACAAAACAUUUACCAGUGUUUAUAAAUGGUUUUCUGCCAUAUACUGUAUUGUAUGCUUUAGCCAUCAAAAUACCCACUCCUAAGUCUGUGAUUUAAGCCUUAAAAAAAAAAAAAAAAACCAAACUGCCACAAAUUCAUUGUGUAAGCCCGAAAUAUGAACUCUUCUAAAUUAAACAUUAUGUGGCAAAAAUUACAGAUGAGUGGCUCACUUAGGGAAUGUCAUUACCCAGGCCUCCAUCAAGCAAAGCAUAAUAGAUUUUCAAUAUCCUGAGAAGAAAGUUUCAUGGCAUAGUCUAGAACACCUACAUGAAAAGAGAGAAUGUAGAGAGAGAAAAAAGGCAUUUAAAUAGCAAUGAAAAAGGGAGAAACAAAAAGAUGUAGGAAAAGCUGGAAAAAAUGAAACGAUGAAGAACAGAAUGUUGCUACGAAAGGGGAGGAGGAAAGGAUUGCCAAGCGGAGAAAACACUCAUCAAAGUUACAUGAGGAAGAAGAAAAAGCUUGACAUCCUAAGAGAAAAGAAGACAUACAUCGAGAUGCAGCUGUGCAUCCUGACUUUUGCUAGCAAUCUUCAUCCACAGGAUUGACCUCUGGGUGAGAAAGGAUCCUCCCCUACAGAGUUAAGAGAAUGGCUGGCAGUUUCAUUUCUGGAGGAACUUCCAAAGUUCAAGGUCUAUCUUCAGAAUCUUUCUAUACUGUAUCUGUAAAAGCAAGCGUUGCAGGAGAGCUCAGACGGCUUCUGAUGUCCCUCAGUCCCAACCUAGAUGAUGACACCAAAAGGAUGACUCUUCGUAAUAUAACUCAGUGUAUCUGCUUGAAGGAAUCUGAGGCAAAUGGUUGCACCAAUGAUGACAUAAAAUUAGUGGCCUCUUUCCUGGAUGAUAAGGAUAAAGAGACUAAAACUGAGACCUUGAACGCCCUCAAAGCCUUCACUGCCGUCUGGAAGUUUAAAAUCAAAAUCCAGGAAUAUGUCCCCAAAAUCAUUGAGACUGUGACAAGCAACUGGGACAACAAUCUGCAAAUAGCUGGUUUGAAGCUGCUGAAUGGGUUGCACAUACCAGACUACACACACACAUUAUUGAGAACACAGCUUACAAACUUUAUGGACAUUCUGCUCACCGCAAACACUUUAACCAAGAUACAAGUUCUCAAAUUUCUUGGUACACUCAUUGAGAAGAAAGACUUCCUAUAUGACAUCAUGAAUUGUCAGGCACCCACUGACUUCCUGAACCUCUUCCAGACGUCUCAACCUGGGAAUCUGCUUUAUGAGAUGUUAGUACUUCUGGAAAGACUUAGCGAAGGGCGCCAGUCUCCACAGUACCUGUCAAUGCAGUGGGACUAUAACAAAAACUCCCUCCAUGAAAUCAUCUUUGGUGACAAUUCCCGCCUUUCUGAGCGCUUGUUGGCUCUCAUUGUCCAUCCUGAAGAAGACGUGCAGACUCAGGCUUGCAAAGUGAUCCUCAGCCUGAAGAUAAACAAGGAAGAGAGCAGGAUCAGUAGCGGGCAUACUCUGGGGUCUGAGCCCAGUGCUUAUCCUCUUGAAUCCACCAGACAAAGCCAGAUUGCCAAUGCCUCCCUUGUUGACCAGCCUUUAGUUCCAACCACUGAGUCUUCCUCUGAUACUUCUCACAUUGAAAAUGGUGGCAGCUUUCACCCUCUCAUGGGCACUGAUGAGACUAGUGGCGGAAGCUUUCACCCUCUCCUGGGCACCGAUGAGACCGGCCAUAGUUUUUCUCCCCUUCAGAGAGCCAAUCAUAGCUUCCACCCCCUUCCGAAUGUCAGUGUGGAGGGCAGUGACCAUGUCCUGGAGGAACCCAUGGGUAGUUUUCACUCUCCUCCCGUUGCUGAGUCAGAAGAAAGUGACAACAGCAUUUGAAUGGGGCAGUUGUACAGAGGAAAAAAGAGACUAAUAAAAUGGGUUGGCAAACAGAAGAAAAUGCCUUUCUGUCUCUAUAUUAAAAAAAACUACAAAAGAGACAGAUAUUCUUGCCUCUCCCAAAUCAGAAGAGCCCUUGUCUGAAGAGUUUUUUUUUUUAAAAAGCAGUCCCUUUUCUGUCACUGAGAGGUGAAUACUGACAGGUGCAAGCAACCUAAACCACUCAUAAAUAGUCUUAAACAGAAACUUGAAUAUUAGUCACCUAUUUUAAAGAAACUCACCAGACUGACUGCAUUUCCUUGGGAACAGGCAGACAAGACAUUGAGGAUUCUGGGGAUAGGUCAGGCCUGGGCCACUUUCUGCAAUGCAAAAACUCUAAACUUGCACCUUUCUUAACACUUCCCUCCAGUCUAACUGGAGAUUCCACCACAAAUAUUAACCAUAACUUCUCUAUUAUGUAUCGGAGCAUUGGAAACAACCUUUCAGUGAUUUCACUCCAAAACUUUCCCAGGUCUUCCCUCUAUGUAUUUUCACAGCCUGAUUAAAUUCCAGCAGAAAGCAAACAAAACCACAAUAAAUCUAGAAAUUCAGUUCCUGCUGAACCUGUUUGUAAAACUGUAUGUUUUCACCAGGAAUGCAAGGAGUCAGGUAGUACUUGUGUCUGAGUCAAUCCAAAAGAUAAAAAUUCCACAAGUCACAUUCCCAAAGAUAAUUGGUUCCAGCUGUAAGUGUUCUCAGGAAUAAAAAAAAAAACAAAAACCAACACAUUACUUCUGUGAAUGAUCUUCCAUCUGAGUGGACUUUGACAACCAGGGUUCCUUUAUUCUUUGGCCAGUGACAGUUGAAACUGAUUUUCCCUGAUGUCUGCUUUCAGCCUUCCAAAGCUUCAGCCUUCCUUGAAUGCCCUUCCCUACGAGCAGCCAUUCUUUCGCCUUUUUUUCCCAUUACUCCCAUGGAUGUCUACAGGAGAGAUAAUGUGGACAUAUGAUGAGGCUGCCAUUUGGUAUAAUCAUGCAAAUGCUGUGACUUACAUACUUGUGUCAUGUGAUGAUGUUAUAUGUAUGAUGAUUCCAUUCUGCUGAUGUGAUCACUUUACCAACCUUGGAAGGAUGGAAGGCUGAGUCAACCUUGAGCUGGUCACAAUCAAACUCUUGGAGUGAGCAGUGAGUCAGCCUGCAGUACUGCAUUCCAAGCACUAUGCCACCAUGGCUCUGAUUCACUAUGGGAUGUCAUCAGCUGCUACCAACAUUCCCCAAACUGGGAGGCCUUGCAUCUACUCCAGCUCAGAAUUCUCCAGAACAGAAUAAGGCCUAGUAAGGUUUGAACCUGUUCUAUCUCUACUGAUACUACUGUUUGGUUUCUGAGUGAAGGAAUUUGUAGGCUUGCUUGUCUUCUGAUUUGGAGUGGAUCUUUGUGUCCUUCUGAAUAACUAUUUCACAAAUGCCCUCAUGACCCUUCCAAAAGAAGUGCUGUGUACCUUUAGGUUGCAGGGAAAAGCACAUAUAUUUUAAGAUGCCACAGGCAGGUGAUACAUUCAUGCAUCAUACGGGAUGCUUCAGUUCAUUUUUUUGAAGUCAAAUCCACAACUGCUGCACACUCCUGUCUUCAUCCAUUUCUCUUGACACUCUCCUUCUGACUGGGCUGCCUCUUAAGUUACUUGCUUGACUGUUUGCUUAAUGUGGUUCAGAAAAUAUUAUUUAAAUCUUUGCUUUAUGUGUUAACCAAGUCAUUUGGUUAGCUUAUUUGACAAACUACGAUUUAGUGUGGUAUUUCAGCCUAGCUAUUGUUUAUCUCUAUAUUACUCUUAUAACCCUUUUUUAAUUAAGUUACUUCUAAGCAUCACUGUUCUCUUUCAUGAUUAACCGGGAUGAUGUAAAAGCCAAAAUUAAGCAGUUCAUAAUGACCUCUAGGUUUUUUCAUUUGGGCUUUUAUGUCAUCACAAUUAAACAUUACCCAGAGCAGCAGGUAAUUUAAAAUGAAAUGGUUGACAGAAAUAGUACAAUGUGUUAGUGGUGUGUGUGAGAGACAAAUCAUGAAGAAUGGCAAGACAUUCGAUUGUAUAUUUUUAUUAACUCUCAUCCAAAAGUCAUUUCCAAAAGAAUGGCAGCUUUCAAAUGAUUCAAACUAGGACAUAUUGCAGUAGUUAUAUAGGGAGAGAGGCAGGCAGAUAGGACGGACAGCAAAUACUGGUUUGUGAUAAAUGUAACAUCAUUUAAUUAAGUCCUGCAUGUUUGAAAUGGCAGUGCUUUGGAGAUCUUGUCUGGUCUUGGAAGCUAAACACAGUUGCUACUCUUGUAGGUCAUACUAAGACUGCCAAUUAGACUGGGAAGUUGAACAAAAUAUCCCAAAGAAGGCAAUAGGAACCCUAUUCAUGUUGCUACAAAGAAACCUAUAUAGAGCUGUCCAUCAAAUGACAGGAGGCCAGCUUGGUUGGAAGAGCUUUUACUGAUACUUUUGAACUGUGACUUGGACCUGAACAUUCCAGUCAUGAUGUUUUUGGUGUAUUUUUGACCCAAUCACUUGUUAUCCCUCAUUCUAGCUCACUUUAAUUGCUCUUGUGAAAAAUUUGGAAGCCCCUUAGAGAGAAGGUUAGUUAUGAGAACUCACUACAUUGCUAGACUAUCAGAACAGAGUGGGAAUCACUGCCUUAAUAAUUAAAAAAAAAUCAUUUCCUAAUUAUCAUAUGUCUUCUUUCUCUACUCGUUGGUUGCUGUUGUUGUCUAUUUUUUGUUCACUUCCUGAUCUGCAAUUUCAUGUGAGUUUGAAAACUACUUCUAUCUCCCACACUCCGAUUUUGUGAAAGAUAAAUUCCCAUCUUAAUCUUAUUCAUUCUAGAAAUGUAGUACUGAGGGGCAAGAUAUUCAUCAUUAAAAGAGAAUGAACAUGUUUAGCAGUAACAGGUUUUGAAGAUGUAUCUUCACACCUGUCGAUUCAGAUACUUUGUCAGGAUAUUGUUUCAGCUUCCCAGUCUAGGCUAUAGCCAUGGCAUUUUUACCUAAUGAUUUUUCCUCCAUUCACUGGCUCCUCCAUCCCGUAUUUGGUUCCAAGUUCCGGAUAUUACUUCUUGCUAUACAAUACCAAAUAUGCAAAAAAAAAAAAAAA